Molecule: messenger RNA, 1386 nt
Organism: Penicillium manginii
Lineage: Eukaryota; Fungi; Ascomycota; Eurotiomycetes; Eurotiales; Aspergillaceae
Product: splicing factor ESS-2 family protein
Exons: 2
Coding region: 1-1386 (461 amino acids)
Cellular component (GO): catalytic step 2 spliceosome
Source: RefSeq, a predicted model, not a curated record
AUGGCUCCCCAACAGUCGCAUGCCCUAGCAAAGCGGUCCGACGGCCAGCUCAUGCCUCCACCUCCACCUCCCAAGCGCAUCAAACGUCCCACAACAGCCCUUGAUGAAGAUGUCUACACUGAUGCCCUAUCGCAUAUCAUCGCUCGGGAUUUUUUCCCGGGCCUUCUCGAGACCCAUGUCAAGCAAGAGUACCUUGACGCCCUUGAAUCCAAAGACAAAGACUGGAUCAUAAGUGCGAAACAGAAACUUACUGAUACCAUGCGAACUCCUACGCCCGGCUCGAACACACGACGCAGAACCGGCUCGGUAUCUCUUCUCGGCACCCCUCAACAUAUUCCCGCUGGUCAUCCAGACAAAACGCCUUGUGGAUGGGGAGGAGACACCCCUCUAUCGGUUGCCUCUGAUGUUACUACCGCCACCGAAACCCCCGACCGUAAUAUCCCCGACGUAUCGAAUAUGGGACUGAUGGCAUUCCAAGCUAAGUAUACGAGCGAAGAUAAUGAGUCCUUCAACAAGGUUCUCGACCAGCAAAAUACAAAGCGACGAGAGAAGUACGCCUGGGUCUGGAACAAUAACAAAAUCCCGACUGCGCGGCAAAUUGCACACCACCAACGAGAGGUGAAGCGCAUCACUGCACAGGGGGGGCCGGAUGCAUGGGAGGCCCGGCCGAAUAAUCCCCUCAUGUUCUUACCGUCAUCUGUCGAAGAUACGCACGAGACGCGACAACAGAAAGCAGAAGCAUCCUCUCGAGCUGGUCCCAAGCGCGUCUUAUAUCAAAAUACACGACUCUUGGAUACCGAGGCGGCAGCGGCAGCGGACGCCUCGCGCAAUGUCCCUCCAUCUCCUUCUAUCUCUGCGAUCCGAGACGCCAUUGCCGGUAAACCCCACCUCGACGCCUCGGAGGCUGGCUCUGUGGUGGCAGGCAGCGAGACACCUCGUAUCAAUGGAUAUGCAUUUGUGGAUGAAGAUGAGCCUGAACCAGCAGGGGAUUCGACGGAUGAGCUGAUGACAACUGACUGGAGUCUCCUCGGGUCUGCCGAUUCCACGCCAAACCCAUUCCAAAUCAGCGAGUCCCGUAAACGUGAGGCCUUGCACCACCGUCUGGUGGAUCGCGUCGCGCGGAACAAACGCACAGAACAAGCCGCCCGUAUCACCAAGACCCCGGUUCCGGCGACCCCCCGUUUUGCCAGCAGUCCUCGGCUCAACUUCGGCCUGCGUGGAUCGACGCCGACAGUGGGAUCCAGUUCAGGGCCACGGAAAAUGCUCACUCCCGCGGCGCAAAAAUUACUGCAUCAAGUCGGUGGCAACACUCCGCGAUCUUCCUCCAACUCCAAGUCCAGUUCCGGGUUAGAAAACAUGUGGACGCCGACGCCUCGAAAGAAAUGA